AUGGCCGGCUUUGAGAGCGAGAAGACGAGUGCCUCUUCUUCCAAUGCACUGCAAACUGGCGAGACGAGAGCAGAAAAGGCCUUGACAAUCCUAUGGUCCCAAUUGCCGGAAUGGAUGCAAGACAACCAAUUCAUCCAUAGCGGUUAUCGACCUCCAUCGAACUCCUACGCAAGAUCCGCAGCAAGUAUUGGCAGCUGGCAUAACGAGACCAUCAACAUAUGGUCCCAUCUGAUCGGCGCCCUUCUGGCAGGCUCUGCAGGAACAAAACUUUAUUUCAGCAUCAGACCGAGAUUCGAGAUGGCGACGACCGAGGACGUCAUGGUCUUCUCCUGCUUCUUUCUAGGAGCCGUCGCUUGUCUUGGCAUGAGUGCAACCUACCACACCAUAUCGAACCACUCGCAUGCUGUGGCGAAACUUGGCAACAGAUUGGACUACAUUGGCAUUGUGUUCUUGAUCUGGGGUAGCUUUAUCCCAUCGAUAUUCUAUGGAUUCAGCGCAGAACCUCAUCUGAUCAAUUUGUACUGGUCGAUGAUCACUACGAUAGGUGCGGGAACUGUGCUUGUUGUACUCCAUCCAAAGUUCCGCUCUCCCUCUUGGAGGCCCUUCAGAGCGUUUAUGUUCGUGAUGAUGGGUCUCAGUGCAGUAUUUCCGGUCCUGCAUGGGCUGAGCAUCCAUGGAUGGGCAGAGGUUGAGCAACGGAUCGCGUUAUCUUGGUUGAUCACCCAGGGGUUGCUCUACAUUAUAGGAGCUAUGAUCUACGCUGCUCGUGUUCCGGAACGAUGGAAACCAGGCGCUUUCGACAUCCUUGGCAGCUCUCACCAAAUCUUCCAUGUCCUCGUUGUCGCAGCUGCAGCAGUCCAUCUCAAGGGCCUUCUCAAGGCAUUUGAUCACGAAUAUGGUGUGCGAACGGAAUCCUCAUACCCGGGUGUCGGAAGAUAG
This is a messenger RNA of Pseudocercospora fijiensis CIRAD86, 939 nucleotides long. RefSeq lists its product as uncharacterized. The transcript is spliced from 2 exons. The record is from RefSeq and is a predicted model, not a curated record. The coding region runs from base 1 to 939 and encodes 312 amino acids. Gene Ontology annotation, molecular function: signaling receptor activity. Gene Ontology annotation, cellular component: membrane. Lineage: Eukaryota; Fungi; Ascomycota; Dothideomycetes; Mycosphaerellales; Mycosphaerellaceae.